Molecule: messenger RNA, 5426 nt
Organism: Lutra lutra (Eurasian river otter)
Lineage: Eukaryota; Metazoa; Chordata; Mammalia; Carnivora; Mustelidae
Gene: DAB1
Product: DAB adaptor protein 1
Exons: 17
Coding region: 255-2021 (588 amino acids)
Biological process (GO): lateral motor column neuron migration; ventral spinal cord development
Source: RefSeq, a predicted model, not a curated record
CGCUCGCCGGGGCUUCCCCGGGCUGGAGAGCGCGCCUGAGUGCCGUCGUCCGCCGGGCAUGGGGAGCCGCUUCCUGCGCGGCUGCGACAGCGGAGGAGGAUGCUGUCCGCGAGCGGAGCGCUCGGAAGGAGUGAAUGAGAUGUGCAGCUCGGAGCGUUGUUUCUGAAGGAAGGAGUUGUUGUCUUGAAGAGGAGUCCUCCAUGAGCCUGGCCGAGGCCCGGGAUCUGUGUGAAGUGGACUAAGGAUUUAGUAGGAUGUCAACUGAGACAGAACUUCAAGUAGCUGUGAAAACCAGCACCAAGAAAGACUCCAGAAAGAAAGGUCAGGAUCGCAGUGAAGCCACUUUGAUAAAGAGAUUUAAAGGUGAAGGGGUCCGGUACAAGGCCAAGCUGAUCGGGAUUGAUGAGGUUUCUGCGGCUCGGGGAGACAAGUUAUGUCAAGAUUCCAUGAUGAAACUCAAGGGUGUUGUUGCUGGCGCACGUUCCAAAGGAGAACACAAACAGAAAAUCUUUUUAACCAUCUCCUUUGGAGGUAUCAAAAUCUUUGACGAGAAGACAGGGGCCCUUCAGCAUCAUCAUGCUGUUCACGAAAUUUCCUACAUCGCAAAGGACAUCACAGAUCACCGGGCCUUUGGAUACGUUUGUGGGAAGGAAGGGAAUCACAGAUUUGUUGCCAUAAAAACAGCCCAGGCGGCUGAACCUGUUAUUCUGGACUUGAGAGAUCUCUUUCAACUUAUUUAUGAAUUGAAGCAAAGAGAAGAGUUGGAAAAAAAGGCACAAAAGGAUAAGCAGUGCGAACAAGCUGUGUAUCAGACAAUUUUGGAAGAGGAUGUUGAAGAUCCUGUGUACCAGUACAUUGUGUUUGAGGCUGGACACGAGCCAAUCCGUGAUCCUGAAACGGAAGAAAACAUUUAUCAGGUUCCCACCAGCCAAAAGAAGGAAGGUGUUUAUGAUGUGCCAAAAAGUCAACCUGUAAGUAACGGUCACCCAUUUGAGGAUUUUGAAGAACGUUUUGCUGCCGCCACCCCGAACAGAAACCUGCCGAUGGACUUAGAGGAGAUUUUGGAGGCAAUGCAGGCUGUGACCCAAUUAGAACUUUUUGGGGACAUGUCCACCCCUCCUGAUAUAACCUCUCCCCCCACUCCUGCAACUCCAGGUGAUGCCUUUAUCCCGUCUUCAUCUCAGACGCUCCCGGCGAGUGCAGACAUGUUUAGUUCUGUACCUUUCGGCACUGCUGCUGUACCCUCAGGUUAUGUUGCAAUGGGCGCCGUCCUCCCAUCCUUCUGGGGCCAGCAGCCCCUCGUCCAACAGCAGAUCGCCAUGGGUGCUCAGCCACCAGUCGCUCAGGUGAUGCCGGGGGCUCAGCCCAUCGCAUGGGGCCAGCCGGGUCUCUUCCCUGCCACUCAGCAGCCCUGGCCAACUGUGGCCGGGCAGUUUCCGCCAGCCGCCUUCAUGCCCACACAAACUGUUAUGCCUUUGCCAGCCGCCAUGUUCCAAGGUCCCCUCACCCCCCUUGCAACCGUCCCAACCACGGGUGACUCCACCAGGUCAAGUCCACAGACCGAGAAGCCCAGACAGAAAAUGGGGAAGGAAAUGUUUAAGGAUUUCCAGAUGGCCCAGCCUCCACCCGUGCCCUCCCGCAAACCCGACCAACCCUCCCUCACCUGUACCUCAGAGGCCUUCUCCAGUUACUUCAACAAAGUCGGGGUGGCACAGGAUACGGAUGACUGUGAUGACUUUGACAUCUCCCAGUUGAAUUUGACCCCUGUGACUUCUACCACGCCAUCAACCAAUUCACCUCCAACCCCAGCCCCUCGACAGAGCUCUCCAUCCAAAUCAUCUGCAUCCCAUGCCAGCGAUCCCACCACAGAUGACAUCUUCGAAGAGGGCUUUGAAAGUCCCAGCAAGAGCGAAGGGCAAGAAGCUCCUGAUGGAUCACAGGCCUCAUCCAACAGUGAUCCAUUUGGGGAGCCCAGUGGGGAGCCCAGUGGUGAUAAUAUAAGUCCACAGGCCGGUAGCUAGAUAGCACAGGUCUGGGAGCUGGAGCCUCUCUAUGCGCAGAUCAACAGACCUAAGAAGUAGCAUCGAGGUGAGCUCACGGCCGGUGCUUCAAGACUGGCAUGGACAUCAGCAUCGCGACAGGCUCUCUUGUAUUCUUCCACCUCACCUCAUCUCACGACGAAAUUCAUGAUUGCCCAACGGGACUCAUUUGGAAGAGGGAACUAAGAGUUUUUGGCAACCAAUGGCAGAUAACUAUGGCAGCACAAAAAAAAAAAUCAGAAAAGUAUAAAAAAAUUAUACCCAACACUCAAUCACAAAUCAAGCAAAUCAUGCUUACCCGACGAAUAUUCUGAGCUCUUUUAGUGUGGGUUUAAGAUGACCCAGUACGUGAAAUCAUAAUUCUCUUUUUAUUUCUUGACCUGUUGACCGCUGUAAAGACAUCAAGUGUGGAGUGACAGGCCUCAGAGAGUGACAACGGGGUUGGCACUGACUUCUUUUAAACAAAAGCAAGAGGUCCUCCGUGACUACAGUCUCCUCAUCCAUAUGCCUUUUGACAUAUGACGAUGUCUCUUCAUCACUCCACAGGGCCUGGUCUGCCAUUUUUCCCCCUCUCCUUUGUCAUGUUUGAAAAUUAAUGGGUGUAAAAAUUUUUGUAUUGCUUUUGACUUUUUUUUAGUUAUGGUGAGGAAAUCUAACUGGAAAAGAAAAGCCUCAUAUGAAAUGAAUUUACUUGAAAAUCACAAGACAAAUAAGUGGUUAUUUAUGAUCAAGAAUGUUGCCAAAACAACCCUUUAGCUAUUCCGCAUCCUGGCGAAGAGAGACAGCUUUCUGUUGGAACCUUCAUUCUGUGAGUAGGAAAGGACAUUGGAUCCCAUUGAUGAGAAGGAUGGAAAACGCAUCUGAUUUUCUCAGAAGCUCUAAACUCUAAGUACCAUAAAAUGAUAUUUUUUAUUUUUCCGAUAUCUUGCUGCUGUGAUGCUAUGCAGACAAGUGUCUUCUUCAUGUGCCAUUUUCAAAGAAAAGUCAUUUGCCAAAUAAUUCUGGUACAAUCCUGGUAAUGUGGUUUUGGAUCUUAAAACUGACCUUCUAGUGGAACAAUGGUGACAUGAAUAUUCAGAAUAACAAACUAAUUCCAGGAUCACAAUGGUUCAUCUCUAUCUCUUUUUGUACAUCAGAAAAUUCAAAUGGGAUUUUUAUUUUAUAACUUGAAAGAAAAAAAAACCUUACCAUUAAACUCUUUAAAUAUUUAAGGGAAAUGGCUUUAAGGAGUUCUAAUGAAAAAAAAUUGCCAGUUUUUUUUUUUUGUAAAUAUAAAUGUUAAUGAAAAUGCUUUUUAAUAAUGCCAUUACACUGUAGAGAAGGUAGCAGAUUGAGUGCAGGAUGUGACAAACUUGAUGGAUGGGGCUCCCUCUCCAGAUGUUAUUGUGGAGCAUAUGGGAGGAAGCUGGAGUUCAGGGACAGCUGGCAGGAGCAUGUGGCCGAUCAGCAGCUAGUGAACAGGAAGGGAGCACGUGACCCCACCGUCGACUCCAGCCUUUCCACAGGAAUACCCGCCGUCGGCGGAAAACAAGAAAAUGUUCACAUUCUGAAGGCCUGGCCUUCAGAUUCUGAAACUCCCUCCCACAUCUUCACUCCCAUCCAACCCCCCCCCAUAGAGAUCGCUGGACUGUUUGUAUGUGAAACAGAAGAGUUUAAGCUUCCUUUUUUUUACACUUAUAAGACAAAAAGUGCAGUGUUCAGUUUGUAUGUUUAGCACAUAAUUUUCAUAAAGAAUCUAUAUAUUUUUGCCCUACAGAGAAUUGUUCUACAGGUCACGUGUGUUUUCCUGAUGUUCCUAUGCAGUUCCAGUAUGUCGAAUUUAGUGGUUUAACACUAAGGAGAAAGCGUUAGAGGACCGUCUGAUUUGGGGUUACCUGUUAUUACUUGGUUUUCAAAUUGGGAAAGUAGCAUUCUUUUGACGCUGAUCUGAUUGACUUAAAUAGGCCUGUCUACUGUGGCUCUUCCUACCAAUAGAAAGUAAAGUGAUUGGAAAGAAGGUAUACUUGUUGACAAAGAGAAAAUCAAAAUCAAGGUAAUCAUUACUGCUCGAGGCCCAAAUUGUACACCAUCAGGUCACUGGAACGUGAUAUAUAUUUUUUUUUUUUCCAGUUAGGUCGACUGACCAAAUGUCCUUAAGAAUCUAUGUCAAUGUCAUCUUAAUGUGGAAGGUCCAAGGAACCAGAAAAGUGAGAAGGGCCAUUUAUCCCCCACUGUAACUAUCACCUGUUGGUCCAUGUGAUUUCUCCAGGAAUGUGCAUCCAUUUUAUAAUUAACUCAUCCUUUCACAGGAAGGGGACAAUGGGAGAGGUGUGAUGACCAUGAGAGUCGUCCUGAAACUGGUUCGAUUCUGUUUGCUGGGGAUUGGGUAGGAUAGGCUGUUCCCCUGAGGGAAAUGGCUUCCCCUGCUCUGCUGUCCGUGGUUCUGAUUCUGACCAAGUGGUGCUAUAUCUUCUCCCUCACGGUGGCUGUCUGGAGUUUGUCUUGCAGCAUCACACCAUUAUACCGAUUCUUUGGGUGGCUUGUGACACGUUCCGAGUGAACGCUGACGGAUGUUGCUGUUUCGGGUACACCGUCUGGAGUUAAUUUCCCAGCAGAAAGUGACAGCCCAAUGGACUUGUCAUCAUUCACUAAAUGCGACUGGACGUGUAAAUUGAUUCUGGACUUAACAAAGAUGCCCGUGUGAUGCAUGAAAGUGAGGGAAAUAAACUCGAGAUUUUUUAACUGCCAUCCUUGUGAUCAUUGGCAGAAUUCUGAGUUUUAACGAGCGCUGUUGGGUGAGCUCAGAAUCACCAUAUCCUAUCCUAAGAGUACAGUGGAAUUCCCAAGUAAGAGCCGAGGAGCCAGUACCAAAAGGCCAUGGGGAAUCUGCCCAGUUCCAGUUAGAUCGAUAGAAAAAUCUGUGUGUGCAGCUGUUAAUUCCUCAUCCUUCACUAGCACUAAAUUUGUCACUUUAAAUUUUGAAACCAGGGAAACGCCACCUGUCAUUCUGUCCCCAUGACCCGUAGCUCUUUGAUCUCCCCGUACCACAAGACUUCCUUUAUGAUCCAUACUCAUCCCAGUGUCUACUGAAACCCCAUCAUGUCAUGUACUGGGCACCUUCUUUAAAAAAAAAAAAAAUGUUUACUCUGUGGGUUUGGUUCAUUUCAAUUUCUGCGUUCUGACACAUAUUUUUUUAAUAAAGAUGAGAAAGAGAAAAUGACUGUUUGCAGUACAUUUCUAGACCUACUUUAACUUUACCUCAGAUGACAGUUUGUUAACAUAUAUGGACACAUUAUUUUUAACUUUAUGUACAAUACAUUCAACAACAGUGAAAUUUUUAGAAAUUUUCCAUUAAUUUCUGUAACACGCCAUGUAUAACUGUUAACAAAUAAACAUGUUUGAGAACAA